This is a messenger RNA of Oryza sativa Japonica Group (Japanese rice), 1095 nucleotides long. RefSeq names its product fasciclin-like arabinogalactan protein 14. The record is from RefSeq and is a predicted model, not a curated record. Gene Ontology annotation, cellular component: plasma membrane. NCBI's taxonomy places the organism in Eukaryota, Viridiplantae, Streptophyta, Magnoliopsida, Poales, Poaceae.
CCCACCACCCAUGGCGUCCAGGCUCUCCUUGCUCCUGCUCCUCGCCCUCGUCCUCCCGGCUUCCGGCGAUGACGCCGCGGCGGCGGAGGCGGCGCCGCCGCCGGCGCCGGCGGGCGGCGCGUCGUUCAACGUGACGGAGAUCCUCGGCCGGUUCCCGGAGUUCGGGCUGUUCAGCUACCUGAUCAGCAAGACGCACGUCGACCGCGACAUCAACAGCCGCAACACGGUGACCGUGCUGGUGCCGGACAACUCCGCCGUGGACUGGCUCCUCCGCCGCAGCGCCAGGCUGCCGCGGGCGGCGCUCGUCGAGCUCCUCUCCGUCCACGUCGUGCUCGACUACUUCGACGCCGCGAAGAUCGCCGCGCUGCCGCCGGGGAAGCCCACCGUGUCCACCACCCUGUUCCAGACCACCGGGAACGCGCGCCGCCGCACCGGGUUCCUCGCCAUCACCCCGACGGCCAAGGGCGGCGCCGUCUUCGCCUCCGCCGCGCCCGGCGCGCUGGUGAACGCCACGCUCAAGAGGGUGGUCGCCGCCGUGCCGUACAACAUCUCCGUGCUCCAGAUCAGCAACUUCGUCGUGCCGCCGGGCGUCCUCACGAGGCCACGGCCGGGGCCGGGGCCGCUGCCGCUGCCGUCCCCGCCGUUGCCGAGGAUGAAGCCGAUGGCGAUCGCGCCGACCCCGGCGCCGGUGCCGGCCCCGACAAAGAUGGUGCCGAUCCCGCCGAGUUUGCCGCUGACGGAUCCGGCCGAUGAGGACGGCGACGAGGCGCCGGCCGCCGCGCCGGCGCCGUCGCAUGGCAACGCGGUGAAGGUGAUGAGUUGGUGGUCAGGCCUUGGCGUGCUCGUGGGGACGAUGGCAUGCGUGUUCGGUUAUUUGUAGGUUAACUAAUUAAUCUGCUCUAUUUUACCGGUUACGUUAUAUAAUUAAUCUACAGGUGCAUCCUACGUUUUUAGCGCAUAUGAUCGUAGUAGUUGAAUUUGAAGAAACAGUUCUCUUUUUUUUUGUCCCAUUUUUUGUUGUUGUGGAGUAGAGACUUGUAAUCGCCGGAGAAAAUAAUUAGCAAAGCAAGAGUUAAAUACUUGACGAUGGUUCAA